UCUCAGUCCUCUGAUCCAGUCCACCCCCGUGUUCGUCUUUGUCCGUCUCUAAACCAUGUAAACCGGUUCAAGGGGACAUUGUGUCGCCGAACCCAUCGGAACUGAAAAGUCGCGCGCGGAGUUCGCAUCAUGGAACAAAACGCAGAAGAAGAAGAGCACGUGAACGCAUCAACUUCCAGAGCUCCAGAUGCUGCAGACGCCAUCCCAGACAUGAGAGGGACUGAGUCCUGUGGUCAGGAUGACAGCAUGGCCUCUGACGAACCCCCCUGCGGUCUCACAAACAGGAGCGGCAGCUUCUUUAAGCUGAUUGACACAUUUGCGUUGGAGAUUGGGGAGCUAAAGAAGGAGAUGGUCCAGACUUCUCCCACUAUGGACAAAGAGCCCAUGUUAUUACCAGGGCUGGAGAGUGGGGUUUACUUGCAGGCCCAGCACCGUGUCGGGUCAGAGGGUGAGAGGGAUUCUGGCUACGACUCCUUGAGGAGGAAGAUGAGCGUGUUGGAAAGGUUGACGCAGACUCACCCGGUGUGGUUGCUGCUGGCGGUCAGUGAAGAGGAAGCCACUCGCAUACUGCUCAAACAGCUGCCAGGGGUGUUCCUGGUCAGGAAGUCUGCCACUCUACAAAGGAAGGUUCUCUCUGUGCGUCUGGAUGAGGAUCAGACAGAAACUCCAAUACGUCACUUCACUGUCAGGGAGAGUCAGUACACUUUUUCUCUGGAGGGAUCUGGGAUCAGCUUUGCAGAUCUGUUCCGCCUUGUGGCGUUCUACUGCAUUAGCAGAGAUGUCCUGCCAUUCGUGCUCAAACUCCCAGAAGCCAUUGCAUCCGCAAAGACCCAGAAAGAGCUGGAGGAGGUGGCUCAGCUUGGAGCAGGCUUCUGGGACUCAGCCCUGUGCAGUCAACGGCGCUCCUCCCCCCAACCUUAUCGCCGUCUGAGCCGGACUCUCAGCCCCCAGCGGACUAACAGGAACAGGGAGGUUGAGGGUUCGCAGCAGCGUCAUACCGGGACUCACAGCGACAGCGCUCCCCCAACCUUACAGCCCCACACUCCUCCACCUUCCUUUCACCUGGAGAGCAGGCAACUCAGCGGCCCCCUGUGCUUUGUUAACCCCCUGUUUCUGCAGACGCAUCCCCACCGCCACUGGGAGGACAACCCGCCUUCACAGCCCAACACAGAGGAUGUGGUCGAGUCAAAGCUACUGACUGACAGCCAGAGCAGCGAGCAGCACGUCAACCAGAUUAAAGUUAACGGUAAAUCCCGGCCCCCUCCUCCUCGCCCCCCUCCUCCCCGCUCAAUGCCACGCCGCCGGCCGGCUCCGCCUCCACCUGGACCUCCAAUAGCAACCACCAGACCCAAGAGCAUGCCAGAGGCUGUAGCUGGAAAGCAGCAGCAGUCCAGCCGGCGCCCAGCUCCUGCUCCUCCAUCAAUGGGCAGCAAGCCCUCCAGUCCGUCCAAAAGCACCACCUCAUCAAACCCGCCACCUCCACGGCCCAAGAAGCCCGACCUGGAAGCCCACCGCUGCCACAUUGCUCUGGAUGAUGAAACCAUCGCCAAAGCCCUAUCUCGUGCCAAGCUUCCAACAUGCCAGCCGCCACCUGCCAUCCCUGCCGACCUUCCGCCAGAGACUAGCACCACAAGUCCAUCGGGUCCUCACGAGAGGGGACGCCAGCGGCUCAGUGACAUGAGCAUGUCCACUUCCUCCUCCGACUCUCUGGAUUAUUCACAGUCUCCUGGGUUCUCCCUGGGUCUGCCUCCAAGCCCAUCUCAACACCUCAACCAUCAAGAUCCCGUGGACGACAGCAGUGAAGAGGAUGAGGACGGUGAAGAAGAAGAGGAGGAAGACUAUGGCGUGGGCCUGGAGGCAGAUCUAGAUAUGCGCCUCCGUCCAUCCUUCAAGUCACGGGGGCGAAGGGUGGGUGUGAGCCUGAGCGGGGGAUCGUUCAUCCUGCCCAGGGCCCUGAAGGGACACUUCAGCAAGGUGAGCGGCAUGCUCAGCUCCCUCAUGACGCCGGAGAGGCGGGCUGUAAAACGGAUCGCCGAGCUGUCCCGGGACAAAAGCUCCUACUUUGGUUCUUUGGUUCAGGACUACAUCAGCUUCGUUCAGGAGAAUCGAAGCUGUCACACAUCAGGAGUGGAUUUUCUGCAGACUCUCAGGCAGUUUAUGACCCAGAUGAAGGCGUACCUGCGCCAGAGCUCUGAGCUCGACCCUCCCAUCGAGUCCCUGAUACCAGAGGACCAGAUCGACCAGGUUCUUGAGAAAGCCAUGCACAAAUGUGUCCUGAAGCCUCUGAAGAGCGUGGUAGAGGUGGCUCUGCACGACUUCCAGGUGAACAGCGGAGCUUGGCAGCAGCUCAGAGAGAACUUGGCCUUGGCGAAGAUGAAGAAGCCCCAGGAGCUGGGGGUGGACGGGGCCGUGCCCCCCGACUCUGUGGCUAUUGAGAAAAUCCGCCACAAGUUCCUAAACAUGAGGAAAAUGUAUUCCCCUGACAAAAAGGUGUCGCUGCUGCUGCGAGUGUGUAAACUUAUCUACACCAUCAUGCAGGAUAACUCAGGGAGGAUGUACGGGGCCGAUGACUUCCUGCCCAUGCUGACUUACGUGGUGGCUCAGUGCGAUACGCCGCAGCUGGACACAGAGAUCCAGUACAUGAUGGAGCUGCUGGAUCCGUCUCUGCUUCAAGGAGAAGGGGGCUACUACCUGACCAGCGCCUACGGAGCCAUGGCCCUCAUCAAGAACUUCCAGGAAGAGCAGGCUGCCCGGGUGCUGAGCUCCGAGGCCAGGAACACGCUGCACCAGUGGCACCGCCGGCGGACCGCCCAGCGUUCAGUGCCGUCUGUGGACGAUUUUCAGAACUUCCUCCGCGUCGCCCUGCAGAAAGCAGGCUCCGGCUGCACAGCCAAAACCCUGCUGGUGCACCCAUACACCACCACGGAGGAGGUCUGCUCACUCUGCGCAUACAAGUUCAAGAUCCCUGACCCAGAGAACUACGCACUCUUCCUGGUCACCGAGGACACCAGCCAACAGCUCGCUCCAGACACGCACCCCCAGCGAAUCAAAGCCGAGCUCCACAGCCGGCCACUCGCACAGGUCUUCCACUUCGUCUACCGGAGAGUACCGAACCUGAACCUAUGCAUCCCGACCGUUAUGCAGAACGGAAACUGCCUUCAAGUUGAAUAGCGAGGGAAAUCGCCCUCAGCAGGAAUUAAGUCUUCACGGUGCCUGCAGGUGUAUGUUUUGUAGAUAGAUUUCAGGAGGUCUGAGUGGAAGCAGGAAGAGGAAAGAAGUGAUUUUAGAUUUUCUAAUGAUCCACCAGCUGGUCGGGUGGACUCUGAACCAUGCUGGCAUGUUUUACUCACACAUGUGUAGCCUGGCAAAGAUCAGGAAAUCCCUGUAUGUCGUGGUGUGCUGGAUUUUUAGCAUGUGCAGCGUGGAAGGAGGUGAGAAGUUUGGAUGUUGGAGGUUAGAAAAGAAAACGAGUGAAUUUUAUGCAACUAACUUUUGCCUUAACUGCUGUUCCAUGUGUCUUUAAAAGGAGUUAAACAUACUGUUUCCUACUGAGAGCAGUAAGAUGAAUUAUUAUUAAUGUGUUUUUUAUUCUGUUACAAUUGCAGGUCAAUUGUAGGUUGUGUUUUUGUGUAGAAAUAUUUUUAUAUUCCCUGAAAUGAUUUGUAUUCUGAAUUAAUAUGUAUUCUAUACUGGACUCAGUACUGGACUUAUUUAUGCCAGUAAUGUCUGAAAAGUCAGUUUCAAUCAAUAUCGUUCCUGUUUCUUAUGAAAGGCCUAAAGCUGACGUUGGAAAUAAAAUUCUCUGAAUGAGA
Molecule: messenger RNA, 3812 nt
Organism: Melanotaenia boesemani (Boeseman's rainbowfish)
Lineage: Eukaryota; Metazoa; Chordata; Actinopteri; Atheriniformes; Melanotaeniidae
Product: ras and Rab interactor 2-like
Exons: 13
Coding region: 130-3171 (1013 amino acids)
Biological process (GO): signal transduction; vesicle-mediated transport
Cellular component (GO): cytosol; endocytic vesicle
Molecular function (GO): small GTPase binding; guanyl-nucleotide exchange factor activity
Source: RefSeq, a predicted model, not a curated record